CGGGUUUUCGAGCAGUUGCAGACAUUUUUCAAAAACAUUUGGCAUCUCUGGUGCAGAGGGUUCGAGCGAAUAAACAAUAUAUUUGCACCAAGUAUUUUAUUUUCGUAUUGAACAAAAUCUUAUUAAUAACAUUUAUAAAACAUUUGUUCUUUAGCAAUCAUGGGAAACAAGCAAGUCAAGCAACAUUUUGAAAAUGCCCAGAAAACUGGUGUUUUGAAAAUAUCUCAAAUGAGGCUCAACGAAUUUCCAUCGGCAUUGAAAUCAUUUCCAAACGUUUUAAAAACUCUAGAUUUGUCUGAGAAUCGUUUCACUGAACUACCUGAUGAAAUCGGCAAAUUUACAAUUUUAAAACAUUUAUGUGUCAGUGGAAACAGACUUCAUUCUUUAAACGAUAAUAUCGGAACACUCGUAAAACUUGAAACAUUAAAUGCUUCAAACAACUUAAUUGAUAGAAUACCUGUUCAACUUAAUCAUUGUUUGAAUCUAAAGCAAGUUAUAUUGGGAAACAAUCAAAUAACUGACUUUCCCGUCAUGUUUUGUGGUUUGAAACACUUAGAUUUGCUGGAUUUAUCCCGAAAUAAGAUUACAAUUAUUCCAGAUUGCGUAAGCAGUUUACAAGUUACCGAACUAAAUGUUAAUCAAAAUCAAAUAUCAGAUAUCUCAGACAGUAUAUCUCGUUGCCCUAAGCUAAAAACAUUACGGAUUGAAGAGAAUUGCUUGCAAGCGAAUGAAUCGUUGUCAAAUAUUCUAAAGGAUUCAAAAAUAUGUAAUAUAUCUGCUGAUGGGAAUCUUUUCAGCUCUAAGGAAUUUGUAGAACUCGCUGGAUAUGAAAUGUACAUGGAACGAUAUACGGCAGCACGAAAAAAAAUAUGUUAAUUCAGUCUUUAGAGCUUUUUAAAUAUUUAAAUAAUGAGUGUAAAUCUGACUAAUAAAAAUAUUUAUUUGUUAUCUA
Messenger RNA from Wyeomyia smithii (pitcher-plant mosquito), 952 nucleotides. RefSeq names its product leucine-rich repeat-containing protein 57. Gene Ontology annotation, molecular function: protein binding. Bases 160 to 876 code for a protein of 238 amino acids. Lineage: Eukaryota; Metazoa; Arthropoda; Insecta; Diptera; Culicidae. The record is from RefSeq and is a predicted model, not a curated record. The transcript is spliced from 2 exons.